This is a messenger RNA of Morchella importuna, 753 nucleotides long. RefSeq lists its product as uncharacterized. The transcript has a single exon. The record is from RefSeq and is a predicted model, not a curated record. The coding region runs from base 1 to 753 and encodes 250 amino acids. Lineage: Eukaryota; Fungi; Ascomycota; Pezizomycetes; Pezizales; Morchellaceae.
AUGCUUCUUCCGAGUGCAAUUCCUUGCGAGUACCGCGCAACUACUCAAUCCCUCGCCAGCCCUCUUCGUCGUUCGUCGCGACACGUACAGCAGGCAGCAAUAUCGUCCUCAUCAUAUCGUUCCCCGCCUCUAGAGGAGGCACCUUCCUUCAUUGCAAGCGCGCCUGCAGGCCUUUUUCAAACAUGCAGACGAUUGCAGAAGGCCCUGUCGGUUGACCGAUUCUCAACACCUCCGCCUCCACCACCCGUCGCUGCAACACCCCCCAAGAAGAAUAGCGUCCAGAAGCGGAAGCAGCAAGCACAACCCGCACCAAGCACACCGCGAAGGCCGGCACCAAGAACGCCAAUUGCAGGAAGGAACAAGAGAGCCAGAGAUGUGGCAUUCCCGAUUCUGUCUGACGAGAAUACGUGCAUGAAGAGCUUGGAGAGUGGUGACUCAGACCACGAGUUCCAAGACCCGUUCACAACACCCAGGAAUAAACGCGUAAGGCUCACGACACCGCCAUCACCGCCAAACAGAAACCUUCGGGUAUCGAAAGAGGACGAGUCGAGCGAUGCUGAGUGGUCGGUAGACGAGGACAAGCUACUGGUGGAGAUGGUGUUGAGCAAACUAAACCUAUCAAAGAACGACUGGGAGGAGUGUGCAAAGAGCCUAGGGGGACGGAAAGAUGCAAAGAGCAUCGGAAAGCGAUGGGAGGGAUUGAUCUCAUCACGGAAGGUGGGGUUGAAGGAUAAGAAGAGGAGGCGUGUUUAA